AUGUCCGAAUACUGGAAAUCCACACCCAAAUACUGGUGCAAGCACUGCGAGACCUAUGUUCGCGACACAAAACUCGAGCGCCAAAACCAUGAAUCUACUGCCAAACAUCAAGGCGCACUGAAGCGCUUCCUCCGCGAUCUGCAUCGUAACCACGAGCGAGAAGCACGCGAAAAAGACCGCGCCAAGCGGGAAGUCGAACGUCUCAAUGGAGUUGUUGGAGCUUCAUCUGCAGCGGCAGGUCCAUCGUCAAGACCUGCGCCGCGUGCGCAACAGAGCGCACCGACGGAGGCUUCAUUAAAGAAACAAAGGGAACAACUUGCUGCGAUGGGUGUCGCGAUGCCGAGUGACUUCCGACCCGAGAUGGCUAUGCCUGGCGAGUGGACAGUUACGAAUACGAGGAUUAUCGAGGCGAAGACAGAAGAAGACGAAGAAGCAAAGGUGGAAGCCAGAGCCAACGGUGUACGGAAGCGUGAAGCAACGGAGGAUGAGAAGGAAGAGGAAAACGCCGUGCGCGGACUGUUCAAGAAGCCUAGACGAUGGGGACGAGACUCAAAAGCUAUGCCACAACAAGAAGACCAGGAACUUGAUGCGCUAUUAAGCGGGUCGACGUUUACACCUAGGGCUAUGAAGGAGGAAACAGAGGAUACGACGGAUGUCAAGAAGGAGGAGGAUGCAACGCCGGAUACAGCCGUGAAGACAGAAGACGCGACAGAAGUCAAGACGGAGGAUAACACAGACGUCAAGACAGAAGCACCUGCUGAACCUCUGAUAAAGCCAGAGCCAGAGGAGGCUGAGUCGGGUGUACAGACUGUGGUGUUCAAGAAGAGAAAGCCCAAGGGCAUUCGACAAAAGUGA
Molecule: messenger RNA, 855 nt
Organism: Fusarium musae
Lineage: Eukaryota; Fungi; Ascomycota; Sordariomycetes; Hypocreales; Nectriaceae
Exons: 1
Coding region: 1-855 (284 amino acids)
Biological process (GO): mRNA splicing, via spliceosome
Cellular component (GO): precatalytic spliceosome
Molecular function (GO): zinc ion binding; RNA binding
Source: RefSeq, a predicted model, not a curated record